AUUUGCCUCUUGAAAAUAUUGAAAGAAUUGAAAGAAUGGGCUUUACUUUUUCUGACAUAUAUAAUAUGCGUUGACUAUUUACUUGGAAUAACACUUCCAUGUGAUGAAAAAUAUCAAGCGGAAAAUGGCAAUUUAUGUUAUCCCUGCAGCGAGGGGUUUUACAAGGUAUCAGACUGUGUUGUAAAUGGGGAACAAGCUAGAUGCAGGCCAUGUAGAAAUGGAGAAUAUCAGCCGUCUUGUGACAAUUCAACUAAGUGUGAUCAUUGCAAACUCUUUUGCAUUGAUGCUAGACAAGUCAAAGUUAAAAACUGUACGGCCACUAGUGAUAUAGAGUGCCUAUGCAAAGCUGGAUUCUACUGGAAACCGUCAACAUGGAAACCUGAUGAAGGCUAUUGUGACUCACAUAGCAAGUGCGGAGCUGGAGAAGGGCUGGUUGAAAAAGGUACACCAUAUAAAAACACUAAAUGUAAACCAUGCGAGGAAGGCGUUACCUAUUCCAGCAAUGCUUCAUUUGACACCUGUGUACCCUGUUCUGUGUGCAACUCAACAGAAGCUUUUAAAUGCAUAACUACACGCGAUGUAGUUUGUGGCGCUCUGCCAGACAAACCGUCACCCACUGAGAGUUCAUCUGAAGGUUGAAACAUUAUUUCUUACUUUGUGAAAUAGAAAUAAUAAAUGACGAUUCUAAGCAUGAUUAGCGUUCACAUAUAUCCAUAUAUAUGUAUACCAUUUUGCACUAAAUAUGCAUAUCUUAUAUAAAGAUUUUUUAGCUCACGUGUUCAUGGCGAGUUUUUAUAUUUAGGAUCGUCGCAUGUCGUUGUCCGUCCAUCCGUCCGUCGUUCACUUUCCUUUGAAGAAUAUUUCCUAUACCAGCCAAACUGUUGGGUGGUCCAUGCACGGUUUAUGUUGCCAUGGCAAUCGAAUGGAAAAACUUUUAAAAAAAUCUUCUUAUCGAGAACUACUGUCCCGAUUUCAAAAUAAUUCCACAGGUAUGUUCCUUUGAUGCCUCCCUACCAUUGUUUCAAGUUAUUAUAUCUUACCGAACAAGGUUUUGGGACAAUAUAUGAAUCAUCUUAUCCCUUCUGUGCUGAAUUGUUUUCCUUAAAUAUUGUUCUGUUGUUUCCAAAACAGUGACCACCACAGAGCGUAGUUACAUUUUCCUUUAUAUGUUUCUAUAAGUAUAUAGUUAAACAUGGAAAAUCUUCAUAUCAGAAAUCGUCUUGUCAGAAACUGCUGGCUCAGUCUCGGAAUAAUUUUGCAGACAUUUUCUUUGCGUGACCCUCUAUCAAAAAUGUUCAAGCAAACUGUAAACCUCAGGUGAGCGAUAUAGGGCCAUCGUAGCCUUCUUAUUUGCAUUUUUGCCGCUUUAACAUAACACUGUUUAAAUUUUUAUUUAUCCAGUUUGUUUUUCCUUAUUUUUUCCUUGUAUAGAACUGUCAGUACUGAAAGAAAAUAGUAUUUUAAUUAAUAAUUGUUAGAUAUUUCGAUCAUCUGUAAAACCAUAAGGGAGGAUGAACACCAGACAUUUAACGUUAAUAGAAAAAGCGAGUUCUUAGUAUUCUACCGUAUCGAAACCAUUUCUUGAUUUUGAUAUUUGUUUUGUUUUUAAUCUGGCCACCGUUAAUCAUUUUAGCUCGACUUUUCGAAGAAUAGGUAGAGCUACUGGACUCGACCAUUUUUCGGCGUCGGUGUUGACGUCCCGAUGUGGUAAUGUUUUUUGUAUGUAAACUGGUAUCUAUUGUGGAAAUGGAUUAAACUUCACACACUUAUUCACUGUGAUGAACUGACUUACAUUGCACAGAUCCCAUAACAAUAUUUUGCUUUUUUUUUUCUUUACAAAACUAUGCAGCCCCUUUCUUCCACUAAGCAAUCUUUAGUUAAGUUUUUGUAUGUCAGCUGGUAUCUCAGUACCCAUGUGGGAAUGGA
Mercenaria mercenaria is the source of this 1926-nucleotide messenger RNA. RefSeq names its product tumor necrosis factor receptor superfamily member 5-like. The record is from RefSeq and is a predicted model, not a curated record. Gene Ontology annotation, cellular component: membrane. The annotation marks the transcript as partial. The transcript is spliced from 2 exons. Gene Ontology annotation, molecular function: protein binding; transmembrane signaling receptor activity. Lineage: Eukaryota; Metazoa; Mollusca; Bivalvia; Venerida; Veneridae. Gene Ontology annotation, biological process: signal transduction; immune response; apoptotic process.